Gossypium raimondii (Peruvian cotton) is the source of this 729-nucleotide messenger RNA. RefSeq names its product protein PLANT CADMIUM RESISTANCE 2. The coding region runs from base 1 to 567 and encodes 188 amino acids. Lineage: Eukaryota; Viridiplantae; Streptophyta; Magnoliopsida; Malvales; Malvaceae. The record is from RefSeq and is a predicted model, not a curated record. The transcript is spliced from 5 exons.
AUGGCAAAUGGUUCCAAGACGAGGUGGGACAUGCUGGCGGCUAAAAUUAACAAGCUCAAAUUCCUUCUUUUCAUAUUCAUCUCUUUCAUUUUGAAUUGCAACUUUAUCCUGCCUAAAUUCCUCAACCAUGAACCACCCAUCAGACAGCCUCAAAAUGAACUUCCUUGGUCCGCCGGAUUCUGCGAUUGUUGCUCUGACCUGAAAACUUGUUGCAUUUCAUACUGGUGCCCAUGCAUCACCUUUGGCCAGAUUGCUGAGAUUGUUGAUAAAGGGUCGACUUCAUGUGGGGCAAGUGGGGCACUAUACAUAUUAAUAAUGUUCAUCACCGGGUGUGGGUGCUUAUAUUCUUGCUGCUACCGAUCCAAACUGAGAAAGCAGUAUAACUUGAAAGGAGGCGAUUGUGGCGAUUGCAUGCGUCAUUUCUGCUGCGAGCCUUGUGCUUUGACACAAGAGUAUCGUGAGGUCCAGAACCGUGGAUUCGACAUGUCUAUCGGUUGGCAUGCAAAUGUGGUGAAGAACCCAGGGCUGGCGAUGGCUCCAGCGGUAGAAAAAGGCAUGAGCAAGUAGAUGAUGAUGAUGAGAUCACUGCAUUAAUAUCAUCUUUAUAUGUAACACUUAAUUCCUUUGCUUUCCAUAAUUGGUUGAUUGUACGGCUUGCCAAUUGAAUUUCAAGUUAUGUAUGUUUGUGAUUGUCAAAAUAUAUUAAUAAAACUGUUACUAUUCAUGUUA